Macrobrachium nipponense is the source of this 348-nucleotide messenger RNA. RefSeq lists its product as uncharacterized. The record is from RefSeq and is a predicted model, not a curated record. Lineage: Eukaryota; Metazoa; Arthropoda; Malacostraca; Decapoda; Palaemonidae. The transcript has a single exon. Bases 1 to 348 code for a protein of 115 amino acids.
AUGCUGUAUGGCACGGAAACAGCAAGCAUGAGAAAAACAGAGGAGAAGAAGAUGGAUGUGGCAGAAAUGAGAAUGCUUAGGUGGAUGUCUACGGUGAUAAGAGAAGACAGGACCAGAAAUGACUACAUAAAGGGGUCAACUAAGGUGGUGGAAGUAUCAAAGAAAGUGCAAGAGGGAAGGUUGAGAUGGUAUGGACACCUGUUGAGGAGAGAUGAGGACCCCACUAGGAGACAUACUAUGGUGAUGGAGGGUCAAGGAAGAGUAAGAAGAGGAAGACCAAGAAAGAGAUGGAAGGACUGUGUGAGAGGAGACUUACAUGAGAAGGGAAAUGAUGAGGCAGAAGCAUAG